This is a messenger RNA of Myripristis murdjan (pinecone soldierfish), 1042 nucleotides long. Its product is annotated as cuticle collagen 1-like. The coding region runs from base 337 to 849 and encodes 170 amino acids. The transcript has a single exon. NCBI's taxonomy places the organism in Eukaryota, Metazoa, Chordata, Actinopteri, Holocentriformes, Holocentridae. The record is from RefSeq and is a predicted model, not a curated record.
UCACCAUCGGACAAACAGCAGAAGACGAUGGAGUGAAGUCACGCUUCCUUUCUUCAGAGAAAACCGGUUCUUCAGUUUGUUCUGUUUGAAGAUGAAAGCGUCGGUUCUCGCGGCUCAGAACCCGCGACACGCAGCGUGGAACCUGCGACACGCGGCGUGGAACCUGCGACACGCGGCGCGGAACCCGCGACACGCGGCGUGGAACCUGCGACACACGGCGUGGAACCUACGACACGCGGCGUGGAACCCGCGACACACAGCGCUACCUGGCCGUCUAGAUAGAAGAUAAAAUGAUAAGACAGAAGAAGAAGAGGAACGAGACAGAAAAACUAACCGAUGAGACUGAUCAGACCGUGCAGCAGCAUCACCAAGUGCUCAUCAAGCACACCUGAGUCACUCCCACCUGGACCACCUGGGACACCAGGACCACCUGGGACACCUGGGACACCUGAACCACCUGGGGCACCUGGGACACCUGGACCACCUGGACCACCUGGACCACCUGGGACACCUGAACCACCUGGGACACCUGGAACACCUGAACCACCUGGAACACGUGGAACACCCGGGACACCUGGAGCACCUGGGACACCUGGACCACCUGGGACACCUGAACCACCUGGGACACCUGGAACACCUGAACCACCUGGAACACCUGGGACACCUGGGGCACCAGGACCACCUGGGACACCUGGACCACCUGGACCACUUGGGACACCUGGAGCACCUGGGACACCUGUGACAUCUGGGACACCUGGACCACUUGGGACACCUGGAACACCUGGGUUACCUGGGACGCCUGAACCACCUGGGGUACCUGGGACACCUGGGACACCUGGGACACCUUAGGCACAUGGACCACCUGGACCACCUGGGACACCUUGGACACCUGGGACACCUUGGACACCUGGGACACCUGGGACACCUGGGACACCUUGGACACCUGGGACACCUGGGACACCUGGACCUAUGUAAUUAAGAAUACAAAAAGUUAAGAGCCAAAAAACACAUGAAUAUUUUAGACAAAGUUUAGUUUAACUUA